Alternaria infectoria is the source of this 1833-nucleotide messenger RNA. RefSeq lists its product as uncharacterized. The transcript is spliced from 3 exons. Bases 1 to 1833 code for a protein of 610 amino acids. NCBI's taxonomy places the organism in Eukaryota, Fungi, Ascomycota, Dothideomycetes, Pleosporales, Pleosporaceae. The record is from RefSeq and is a predicted model, not a curated record.
AUGUCACAAGCCGAUAUCGACAGUCUCCAAGGCCAGACCAUAGUACGGAAUUUCACGAACAGCUUACCAGGCUCAACGACACUCGAGCGUGUGACCAAGAGCGCGCAAGAGGAGCAAGAUGCCUCAGAAGAACAACAGAUCGAGACCAGAAUGCGGAAGCUGUUCCAGGACGACAACGCAAGUGAUUCCGUUUUCGACGCCGUAGAAGACGCUAAAUGUCGAUUGGCGAGAGUGUGCAUUGACUUCGAAGCGCCUGAAUCGCCAUCGUCGUUAGUAAAAGCGAGAAUGAGCCGGAAGACAGCGCAAAUGAAGGCGAACGAGGCUAUACAAGGCAUAGCUGCUCAUGGAUUUGCCCAGCUACAUGAGUAUGUCAGCACUCUAGAGGCAACAUGGAAAAGCAAACAAGGAAAGUCCGGUCGGUUUUUCCAGCGAUUCCGAGAUGUUUGUAGAAUACUAGACGAUCACAAAGGCGUAUUCGACAUUUUCCCAUCGCAGACCGGUUACGCAUCUGUACUGUGUGGUGGAAUUUCUCUUAUCGUCCGUGCUGCUGUAAAUCACGACGAAAUCGCUGACGACAUCUCGGAUGCGAUAACCACGGUCACCGAGAAAGCAGCACGGGCAAGCAACAUUCUGCUUGUUCUUCGUACACGAGCGAUGCACAGGCUCCUCUCCGAACUUUAUGCACAGGUCCUCCUCUUCUAUCGCGAUGUCAUAGAAUGGUACAAGAAGUCGCGCACGUCUCGCUUCCUCGCAAGUUUCGACGAGUCUUUGGGAGAGCGAUACAGAAAGGCAAAAGACAAGAUCGAGGAUAUGCUGAACGAGAUGUAUAGGGAGAACAACAUCGCGAACACCGCCCGGGUAAAAUGGUUUUGUACCGAGACAGAACGGCGCGAUGAGGUUCUCCGUCAGCGGCAGCAAAACCCCACUCAUAACGUGUCGCGUCCAGGGCAGCUAGCACAUAUAAUGCUCCUGAGCUCAUUCCGAAUGAGAUGUAUUGAGUCUCGAGCCCGCACCCGAUCCGGGAGGUCCGCACAGCAGGACACUGUGAUAUCGUACAAAGAGGUAUGGAAGGACGCCAGCGGUAUAAGCCGAACGGGAGCGAGAGACUUUGCAGUUGGGUUACAAGCGCAUAUCGUAGGACACGAAGGCUAUUCGCUUCUCAACGAUGGUCGGUUCUGGCUCCCUGGCGCCGACAUAGGGUGCAAGCUUCGCGCCUGGUUCGAUCCCGAAGUGAUCUCCAUGACACUGUGGAUAUCGAGUGAUAACGUUCUGCAGCCGGAUCGUCCAGGUUCAUAUGCAGCUGCACUGAACAUGCUGAUUGUUGCUUGGGAGGCGGAGAUGCCAAUGAUAUCGCAUUUUUGCGAGCGGCCUCGGUUCGCGACCCUUGGGACGGAUCGCGACGUGGAGAAAGUCGGCCUCAUCGGUCUGGUGUACAGCCUAACGUCUCAGCUGUUGCAAUUCAAGUUUGACAAAGACAACUUCGAAGUGUCUGAAGACGCGCUACGCGGAUUGGAUGGUUCAGAUGAAAGCUGGCCGGCAGCUCUCGGGUUGUUCUCAGCACUCCUGGCAGCAACUCCACACCUCAGUAUAUGCGUCAUUGACAGCCUCAACGACCUCGCAUUUGGCGCUGGUGCGCAAUGGUGCGAUGCUUUCCUGCGUGUGCUGUUCGAGCACCAGAAGUCAUCAGCGGGCAUCUUCAGAAUUUUGCUUACUACUACUGGACAGUCUCGGGUACUGCAGGAUCAUGUAAAGGUUUCAGAUCGAGUGUUCACCCAGACAGAAGCGCGAGAAGUGAUUCGGGGUGGGCGUUGGUACACGAGUCCGGAAAAUUGA